AUGUAUGUUUUUUCUGAUUUUGAUGAGCAUUUAUUGGUAAAAAACAAUGCGAUUACAACAUUUGCAUCUUGGGAUAAAAGAUUCUAUGUGAUUUUUAAAGUAAAACCGUUAUCAUACUCACAUACUUGGGAUAGCGUUAUUCGUGUUACUCUUGGAAAUGAUAGGACACGCUAUGGAGAUAGAAACCCUGCUGUCUGGUUUAUAAAUGAUGGUUCUGGAACAAUGCGCAUUCAUUAUUCGGCCAACGGAACACUAUAUGGAUAUAUUGACACACCUCCACUAUUACUUGAUAGCUGGUCUACUAUUCAAAUAUGCCAAGAUAUUCAUGACGGAAUUUAUUUAUUUUCUGUAUAUAUUAAUGGAAAAUUUUUUCAGAGUAUUGCUAAUAACAUGCCUCAAGCUUUUAAAAACGUUCUUGUUUAUGCUUCAGACCCAUGGUACAAUGCAAAAGAUGGUUUUAUUAAAGAUCUUAAAAUUAUAACUGGAAAUGAGAAUAUGAUAGCAGUCCUUAAAGAGCAUGCAUUAGAAAAAAAUAACCUUAUUGCAACAAUGCCAAUACUGGAAAAAACAUUUUCAGUUUCGUUUAAGAUUAAACCAAAUUCAUUUUUAUCAAAUGAUUAUUCAUCUGUAAUUCAUUUGACAAUAAGAGACGAUUGUGCGCAAUAUGGGGAUAGGAUUCCAGGCGUGUGGUUUUCAAGUGAUGGCUCAGGAGCUUUGUCUAUUUUUUCUUCUAUUAAUGGAUAUAUUGGUUCUUUUUUUUUAACCAAACCAUUGCAGUUAUCUGUGUGGUCAAGUAUUAGAAUAUCCCAGUUUCAAACCGAUAAUAUUUAUAUGUAUGCUGUUUAUUUAAAUGGAGAAAAUAUUUAUAUUAUUGAAAAUAAACAACCACAAGCAUUUUUAAAUGUAAAUAUAUAUGCAUCAAAUCCAUGGUACCAAGCUCAAGAUGGUUUAAUUAAAGAUUUAAGAAUAAUAAAUGGAAACGAAGAGACAUGUGGUUUGUUAACCAUGCUUUCUGUCAGCAUUCAGAAUGAAGAAGUGCAGAUUCACAUAAACUUGACUACAAACUGUGAGUGUUAUCUCCAGAAUGUUUCUUUUUAUCUACUAGCAGAUCCAAUUUUGGUAUUUAAAAGAUUCUUGUGGGAUAAUUCAAUCUUAAAUGAAACAUUUGCCAAAUUGAAUGGAAAUGUUGUUGUUGUAGACUUCUUUCCUCCAUCAUAA
This is a messenger RNA of Hydra vulgaris (swiftwater hydra), 1218 nucleotides long. RefSeq lists its product as uncharacterized. The record is from RefSeq and is a predicted model, not a curated record. NCBI's taxonomy places the organism in Eukaryota, Metazoa, Cnidaria, Hydrozoa, Anthoathecata, Hydridae.